GUAUUACCCCUUAAUAAGCUCAAGUUUGUCCAUAGUACAGUAUAAGUUCAAUAUUUUUCAUAUAUAAUGUUAACCAGAAUACCCAAACAAGGUUCUGGCAUUAUAUUCCGAGCUAAAGUUUUUCCGAAGACAUUAAAAUUUUUUUCCACUACUACAUUAAACUUUAAACCGUUAGUAACUGGUAGUGGAGCCAAUGCUGCUUCUAACCCACAAUUAACAUUCCCAUGUUUGGAUAAAUUGGAACGUAAGAACAAGGAACUUUCCUUAGGAAUAUUAAAAAAACAUGCAAAUACCCUAGAAUCAGGCCCUGAACCAGCAUAUAAUUUCGAACAAACCGGAUUUAAGCUAUACCGUUCGGAAAAACCUAUCUUCUUGGAUAAUGGCGGCCAUUUACCAGAAUACGAAAUUGCAUAUGAAACAUGGGGGAAGUUGAAUGAAUCCAAGUCAAAUUUAAUCAUAUUACAGACGGGGUUAUCAGCUUCGUCUCAUGCUAAAUCUCAUCCAGGAAAUCCGAAGAAAGGAUGGUGGGAAAAUUUUAUUGGCCCCGGGUUAUAUAUAGAUACCAAUAAAUUUUUCGUGGUUUGCACAAAUGUUCUUGGAGGCUGUUAUGGAAGUACUGGACCCUCAUCAAUUGAUCCAUCCAACAAUGAACAAUAUGCCACUAGAUUCCCCAUAAUCACCAUUAACGAUAUGGUACGGGCCCAACGAGAAUUAGUUAGGGACGUGUUUGGAGUACAAAAGAUUCAUGCAGCAGUAGGUGCUUCCAUGGGAGGAAUGCAAUCACUAGCUUAUGGUUGGGAGUUCCCGGAUGAAGUUGAGAAAGUUAUAUCAAUCAGUGGAUGUGCCAGAUCACAUCCUUAUUCCAUUGCAUUAAGACACACCCAAAGACAAGUGUUGAUGAGCGAUCCUAAUUGGAACAGAGGUUUUUAUUAUGGCAAGAUUCCCCCACAUGUAGGUAUGAAAUUAGCUCGUGAGAUCGCUACCGUGACAUAUAGAUCUGGACCUGAAUGGGAAUAUAGAUUUGGAAGAAAUAGAGCAGAUGAAUCAAAACCACCUGCAUUGUGUCCAGAUUUCCUAGUGGAAACAUACUUGGAUCAUGCUGGGGAAAAGUUUUGUCUUGAAUAUGAUGCAAACUCGUGGUUGUACGUCCUGAAGGCCAUGGAUUUAUUUGAUUUAGGCGACCAAAAUAGAGCUAAAGCAGUGGCCAUCAGACAGCAAGCGGAAGAAAACUAUUAUAAAAAUAGCAAUUAUAUCCCACAAACCUCAUCAAUUGUGCCAAAGAAACCAUAUAGUGAAAAGGUAUCACGUGCGUCAAUAACUGUUGAAGAUGCCUUACAAGACUUGAAACAAGGUAUGAAGAAGUUAUCCCAAACUGAUGUAUUAGUAUUUGGUGUUGAAUCAGAUAUUUUAUUCCCAGUAUGGCAACAACGGGAAAUUGCCAAUGUCCUUCGUGACAAUAGUCAAGGAGGGGAUGUUGAAUACCAUGAGUUGGGUACGGAUGUUAGUAACUACGGACACGAUACUUUCUUGUUGAGUUUGAACGAUAUCGGGAAACCAGUAAAGAAGUUUUUGGAAGCUUAAUGAUAUAAUGACCAUUUUUUUUUUCUAUUCUUUCUUUUGUGUAUUUGUUACUUACAGAUAUUUUACAUAGUUAUCUUUUUUGUUUUUUAUCAAUAUACGAUUGUACCAUGGUGAGGAUCCAAUUCGUAUCCCAAUUUUCUACUAAUCGCGUAGAUGUAGUCCCUUAUGCGACUAACCACAACUUUGGCUAACCCGUUCUUUUUCUUGCGUUCAGUAUCUUGAGUAGAUUCGACAUGGUGAGGCAACAAAUUAUCAUGUGCGCUCAAACUAACAAACAACGCAAAUGGAACAAACCACACCAACAACCCAAAGAAGGAGCAUACUUCCACGAACUCAGGUAUAUGUGGUGGUUUAUAAUUAGGCUUCAAUCUCACUUCUAAUGGUGGGAUGUAUGGGGUGUGGAAGUGGUUAAACCACAAGAAGUGAUUGGCAACCACCAAAACACAGGAAAUCAAAAAUAUAGGUGAGGUCAAUUCAACAUAUGGGAAUCGUUUAAGGUUUUGCAAGUAAACAUAGUAUGAGAAUAUGGAAAGCAAUGUGAGUUUAAUUGGGAAUCCAUCAAAUAUUAUAAGCAAUACGAAUACGGCAAUUAUGAAGUAUAUUAACUUGGUCAAGAAUCGCUUGGUGGGUUCGGUAUGUUCUUCAACCAAUUCGGAAAUGUAGUAUAAUCCUGACGCUAUAGAAAGCACGAGGAAUAAGAAACCAACCACGGUUCCAAGGUAUGAAAGUAGUUUAAGAAUCAUCUUGGCUGUCUGACAACUUCACCUAGUCC
Molecule: messenger RNA, 2353 nt
Organism: Spathaspora passalidarum NRRL Y-27907
Lineage: Eukaryota; Fungi; Ascomycota; Pichiomycetes; Serinales; Debaryomycetaceae
Exons: 1
Coding region: 67-1581 (504 amino acids)
Biological process (GO): L-homoserine metabolic process
Molecular function (GO): L-serine O-acetyltransferase activity; homoserine O-acetyltransferase activity
Source: RefSeq, a predicted model, not a curated record